Molecule: messenger RNA, 1923 nt
Organism: Saccharomycopsis crataegensis
Lineage: Eukaryota; Fungi; Ascomycota; Saccharomycetes; Ascoideales; Saccharomycopsidaceae
Product: NADH/NAD(+) kinase
Exons: 1
Coding region: 1-1923 (640 amino acids)
Biological process (GO): NAD+ metabolic process; NADP+ biosynthetic process
Molecular function (GO): NAD+ kinase activity
Source: RefSeq, a predicted model, not a curated record
AUGCCCAAUACUCCCCACCUGUCGACCGAUGCACCGGGCUCUUCUAGUAGGCUCGACGAAGAGAUUAUUAAGAACAAUAAAUCGCAUGCCCAAUUGAGUCAGACUGCGAGCAAUGUUCGGAUCAUCAACCAGAACUUGUUUAAUGCCACUAUCAAGAUCAAUAUCAAGACAAUUAUGAUUGUAACGAAACCAGGGGACAUGCAAUUGGUGAAGCUAACUAAUGCGUUGACCAGCUGGUUAUUAGAUAACUAUGACUACUUGGUGGUAUAUGUCGACAGCCAUCUUCAAAAGCUGGUGAAAGUAAACAUUCCAAAUAAUAAUUUAGAUGCUACAAGAGGUCAGGCACUAAAUAGUUUGGAUAGUAAUGACAACCACAAGAAGGAACAAAUGUUGGGAAGGUUGAAGUUUUGGAGUCAACGAAAUUUUGAAAAUGAUGAAAAUUAUUGUGAUUUAUUUGAUUUGGUGAUAACUCUUGGAGGAGACGGAACAGUGUUAUUUGUUUCCCAAUUAUUUCAAACAGUGGUACCUCCAAUUAUUGCAUUUUCGCUUGGUUCCCUUGGUUUCCUAACAAACUUUAAAUUCAAAAAUUAUCAGAGAAUCCUCACCAAGAUCCUCAGGCUAAAAUACGUAAAAACCAAUUUAAGACUUCGGUUAUCUUGUGAAAUUGUCCAUGCUAAAACCAAUAAUGUGGUUAUGUCAAGAAAUAUUUUGAACGAAAUCACAAUUGACCGAGGCUCCAAUCCAUUCCUUACUAACUUGGCUUUGUACGGUGAUGAUUCCUUAAUCACUGUGGCCCAAGCCGAUGGGUUAUGUAUUGCUACUCCCACAGGCUCAACCGCCUAUUCUUUGGCUGCUGGGGGAUCAUUAGUCCAUUCAUCGGUGUCGGCUAUUAGUGUUACACCAAUUUGCCCCCAUACUCUUUCAUUUCGACCAAUCAUUUUACCUGAUAGUAUGGAGUUGAAGGUGGUUAUCCCAAGAGGCUCAAGGUGUGAAACAUCAUGGGCUUCGUUUGAUGGGAAAUCAAGAUUCAAAUUGAACAAGGAUUACUAUGUGGUCAUCCGAGCCUCGAAGUAUUAUUUUCCGACCGUGAUGAAUGGUAAUAAUGAAUAUUUUGAAAGUGUUAGCAAAAACUUGAAUUGGAAUAGUAGGAAGUUGCAAAAGCCGUUGAGAUUUGUUGAUAACUACAAUAACAGUGAUGACGAAAGACUUGGUAGCCUAAGCGAUGUGGAAGGGGAAUCCGUGAUCAUCACAGAUGAUGAUUUUGAAGAGACUGACACUGAUGAUAAUUCUGACGGUUAUGGUACUGCUAGCUUUUAUCAACAAAAUGAAAUCAGUAGUGACGAUGAUGACUACAUUGAAACUCCCACUAUUCCUUUCCAUUAUAUUAAUGAAGCCUUGGAAAUAUUUAGUGAUGAAGAGCAUGAUAAGCCAUCGAACAGUUCAAGACAAUCCUUGAACCUUGAUUCACGAAGAUCUAUUUCUAACCACAGCUCCAGAAAGAUUCGUACCAACUCUUUUACCAAUUUCAAUCAAAUUUAUAGGGAGAAGCUUCAUUUAGAUACUUCAAGUGUCUCCAAUAAAUUGCAUAAUCUCAAGAUUAAUAGCGGAAGUUCUUUAAGUAUCGGAAGAUCAAGGAGCCGAAACAAUAGUGCUGUGGUUAGUCCAGAGUCUAUUCAAAUGGGUGCUAUCAGAACUCAACUAUUGUCACCUUCUCAAAGAUCAUCCGGAAACAACAAACUUCUUGGAAAUCCGCCACUGAUUGCUGGUGCCGCUAGUGCUUCUACCAAUGAUGUUUCAAAAAUUCUGAAUGCUGCUAAUUCCAGCUCUGACGUUGCUACCGACAUUACUACUGGCAAACAAAAAGAAGGGGAGCCAAUCAAACAAUCCCCUUCUCAUUCGACAAAUAUCGCAUUUGAGGUCUAA